Molecule: messenger RNA, 2241 nt
Organism: Talpa occidentalis (Iberian mole)
Lineage: Eukaryota; Metazoa; Chordata; Mammalia; Eulipotyphla; Talpidae
Gene: REC8
Product: REC8 meiotic recombination protein
Exons: 20
Coding region: 373-2175 (600 amino acids)
Biological process (GO): synaptonemal complex assembly; replication-born double-strand break repair via sister chromatid exchange; mitotic sister chromatid cohesion
Cellular component (GO): synaptonemal complex; cohesin complex
Molecular function (GO): chromatin binding; protein binding
Source: RefSeq, a predicted model, not a curated record
CUCAGACAACCGGUUCCCCAUUCGAGGGGCCGCCGCCAUCUAAGCGGGAGCCGGGGCCAGGCUCCCGAGCGAGCGCGUGCUCCGUGGGGCGGGAUCUAGUCCCGUCCCGCCCCGGGGCGACCCCGCCGGACCGCGACCCCGGUGCGACGCUCCGCAUCCCUGCAGGCCGUACCCGUGCUUCCUCGGGAGCUAAGGCGCCGAGAAUUCUGCAUCAGCAAUCUAGAACUCAACCAGGAAAGGCCCAGGAGGGCCCUCUGUCCAAAUUCUUACAUUUCUCUGACCACCACGUUGGGAAAUCCAGCACCGUAAAGAUUUCUGAUUGAGCUCCGAAUUCAGGAGUGGUGGAGAAGAGGGUGAAACCCACAAGGGACCAUGUUCUACUAUCCCAACGUGCUUCAGCGCCACACUGGCUGCUUCGCCACCAUCUGGCUGGCAGCCACCCGGGGCAGCCGGCUGGUGAAGCGCGAAUACCUGAAGGUGAACGUGGUGAAGACAUGCGAGGAAAUCCUUGAUUAUGUGCUGGUACGAGUGCCUCCCCAGAUGCCUGGCCUGCCACGGCCCCGCUUCUCUCUCUAUCUCUCAGCCCAGCUCCAAAUUGGGGUGAUCCGGGUCUACUCUCAACAAUGCCAGUACCUCGUAGACCUGCUCUCUAUGCCCACAGAGGACAUCCAGCACAUUCUGGAGCGCCUGCACCGUGCGCAGAUGCAGAUCCGCAUCGACAUGGUGGAGACCGACCUACCCAGCCUGCUUCCUAGCUGCCUGGCCAUGAUGGAGACCCUGGAAGAUGCUCCAGACCCCUUUUUUGGGAUGAUGUCUGUGGAUCCCAGAUUUCUCAGCCCCUUUAGUAUCCCUCAGAUUCGACACCUCUUAGAGGCUGCAACCCCAGAGAGAGUUCUUGAGGAGACCCUUCCUGAAGUCCCUACGGAGCCCAGGAAGCCAGAAAGGAUCCAAGUCACUGUGCUGCCUCCUGAGCGUAUCACCAUCCAGGAGGCAGAGCCCAUACGCAUGCUGCCAAUCGAGGGUGAGCAGGAGCUCCCCGAGGUUAGCCGCCGAGACUUGGACCUGCUGAUUGCUGAGGAAGAUGAGGCAGUCUUGUUAGAGGAACGUCGGCGAGUCAGGCCUCUCCCAGCACUGGACGAGUCUAAGGAGGAGCCCCGGGGCCUGGAGGGGGAAAUCACAGUUCCCCCGCUUUCACCUCCAACUCUUGUACAGGUGGAGAGGCCAGCAGAGCCACUUAUAAGCGAGGUCCUGGACCUUGAGGCGCCGAAGGUGCCAGGCUGGGAGCCUGGGCCCCCACUUCCUGAAGUGACUCCCCCGCAGAAGCUGCCUCUGCCAGCCCCACUCAGCCCAGAGCGGAGGAAGCCCCCAGUCUUCCCAGUCCCUGAAAGCCCACCAGUCCGCCGCCGCCGCCGCCAGUUACUAUUCUGGGACAAGGAGACUCAGAUCCCCCGGGAGAAAUUCCAGGAACAGCUGCAAACCAGAGCCCACUGCCGGGAGUGUCCCAUGGUACAGCCUCCUGAGAGGACCAUCACAAGCCCUGCAGAGCUGUUCCGAACCCCAACUUACACUGGCUGGCUACCACCAGAACUGCUCACUUUCUGGACCCACUGUGCCCAGCCACCUCCAAGAGCGCUCAGGCGAAAGCCACCCCUGGAGCCUGAAGAGGCUGCUGAGAGGGAGUUGGCAGCUGAGGAGGAAAGGAGAAAGGCUGAAACGCUGAGUGAUAUUGAGGUACUAAGGGAGACCCAGGAGCCCAGUGGGCCCCUUAUGCUGUCUUCAGAGCUGUCCUUGGAAAUGGCUGAGGAGAAGCCCCGCCCCAGCCUCAUCCCCCCAGAGGAACGGUGGGCCUGGCCUGAGGUGGAGCAGCUAGAGCCCCCUGCAUUGCCUGUAGUGCCUGAACUCCCUGAGGUGCCCAUGGAGAUGCCUUCGGAGCUGUCUCCAGAGCUUGAACUGCUCUCCCUGGAGGCUGUGCACAGGGCAGUGGCACUACAGCUGCAAGCGAACCAGGAGCCCGACUUCAACAGUCUGGUGCCACCUCUCAGCCCCCGCAGGAUGGCCGCCCGAGUCUUCUACCUGCUCCUUGUGCUCUCAGCACAGAAGAUCCUUUAUGUGGAACAAGAGAAGCCAUAUGGACGCCUCCUGAUCCAGCCUGGGCCCCGAUUCCAUGUAGGUUAGAGACCAUUAACAAAGCCGCCAGGAAACCAGCUAUAUUAAACAUGUUUUGCCUCACCAGCCUCUGCU